CAGGGCUCUGCCACCCGCAGCCUCGCCAGCCGCCCUCUCCCCCGCCCCCGCAGAAAGGUGCUCAGAGCAAACCAGAGAGCAAAGAAGCAGGCAAGGGAGUCAGGCAGAAGCCGCUACCAAAGUUCCCAGGUGUUCCUUGCCGGCAGGUGCCUAAGCUCCGCGCUCAACACCAUGGACAGCGCCCGCGAAGCGACUCAGGGGCUCUUGGACGCCGCGGGCUUCUGGCAGGUCUGGCAGCGCUUUGACGCGGACGAAAAAGGUUACAUAGACGAUGAGGAACUUGAUGCUUUCUUUCAUCACGUGCUGACAACACUGGGUACUGAGGAGGCGGGCAUGGAAGAACAUGUGCAGAGAAUGAAGCAACAGUUCACGGGUCUGCAGGGUGUCUCCAGAGAUGGGCGCGUGCUGAUGAAAGAGCUUGCCAACAUGUUCUUGUCUGAAGAUGAAAACUUCCUGCUGCUCUUUCGUCAGGAAAACCCCUUGGACAGCAGUGUGGAGUUUAUGCAGAUUUGGCGCAAAUAUGAUGCUGACAGCAGUGGGUUUAUAUCAGCGGCUGAGCUGCGUAACUUCCUCCGAGACCUCUUUCUCCACCACAAAAAGGCCAUUUCGGAGGCUAAGCUGGAAGAAUAUACUGGCACCAUGAUGAAGAUCUUUGACAAAAAUAAGGAUGGCCGGUUGGAUCUGAAUGACUUGGCAAGGAUUUUGGCUCUUCAGGAAAACUUCCUUCUCCAAUUUAAAAUGGAUGCUUGUUCCACUGAAGAAAGAAAGAGGGACUUUGAGAAAAUCUUCGCCCACUAUGAUGUUAGUAGAACAGGAGCUCUGGAAGGCCCGGAAGUGGAUGGCUUUGUCAAGGACAUGAUGGAGCUGGUCCAGCCCAGCAUCAGCGGAGUGGACCUUGAUAAGUUCCGGGAGAUUCUUUUGCGCCACUGCGACGUGAACAAGGAUGGAAAAAUUCAGAAGUCCGAGCUGGCUUUGUGUCUCGGGCUGAAAAUCAACCCCUAACCCCCAGAACGCUUUGCCUUUUGCUCUUACGGUGUCUCUGUGCUCCUGAUGCUAAACCUCAGUCUAUGCUUUGCUGUGGGGACGCGUGGGCAGACUUUCCGACGAACCGCGUGGUAUUCGUGGACAGGGCCGAGGGCCUUCCUGCUGAGGGCGUGGUGUUCUCCCACCUGGCUGAAAGCCCCCCCAAGUAGUACCCCCCAUGUUAUGCACUCCCCACCCCCCGCCGCCCCCAGAAUCAGCUAGCUCGCUGCGUCUGCUCUGCCUCUCCUCCCUCGGUCAUCAGGCAGGCAGGGAGCCGUGUCCAUCUGUCUGGGCUCCCUCAUGGGCUUUCUGCCCAGUCCCGCGUCUGUGGCAGUCCUGUGACCUCUACAAAUUGAUUUUGUCAUGGAAAUAAA
This is a messenger RNA of Mustela lutreola (European mink), 1397 nucleotides long. It is a transcript of the gene SCGN, whose product is annotated as secretagogin, EF-hand calcium binding protein. Gene Ontology annotation, molecular function: calcium ion binding. Gene Ontology annotation, cellular component: dendrite; cytosol; terminal bouton. The coding region runs from base 172 to 1002 and encodes 276 amino acids. Gene Ontology annotation, biological process: regulation of long-term synaptic potentiation; regulation of presynaptic cytosolic calcium ion concentration. The record is from RefSeq and is a predicted model, not a curated record. The transcript has 11 exons. Lineage: Eukaryota; Metazoa; Chordata; Mammalia; Carnivora; Mustelidae.